This is a messenger RNA of Indicator indicator, 1134 nucleotides long. It is a transcript of the gene BCAT1, whose product is annotated as branched chain amino acid transaminase 1. Bases 85 to 1134 code for a protein of 349 amino acids. Lineage: Eukaryota; Metazoa; Chordata; Aves; Piciformes; Indicatoridae. The record is from RefSeq and is a predicted model, not a curated record. Gene Ontology annotation, cellular component: mitochondrion. Gene Ontology annotation, biological process: L-valine biosynthetic process; L-leucine biosynthetic process. Gene Ontology annotation, molecular function: branched-chain-amino-acid:2-oxoglutarate transaminase activity. The transcript is spliced from 10 exons.
GACUUGAUUAUCACCCCAGCUACAACUUUCAAGGAAAAACCAGACCCCAGCGGUUUGGUAUUUGGAACUGUGUUCACUGAUAAUAUGCUGAUAAUUGAAUGGUCCUUGGCUUCAGGUUGGGAGAAACCUUACAUUAAACCUCUUGAGAACCUUUCAUUGCAUCCAGCCUCCUCAUCUUUGCAUUAUGCUGUAGAACCAAGAGGACAGACAGAGGAGAAUCUGGUGCCAAUGCUGUGGCUCAAUGAAUACACAUUGUUCGAAGGAAUGAAGGCUUACCGAGGAGUGGAUGGCAGAAUCCGCCUGUUCCGGCCCACCCUCAACAUGGACAGGAUGGCACGGUCAGCAAGGCGAGCAACUCUGCCAUGUUUUGACCAGAACGAGCUGUUAGAGUGCAUUCGGAAGCUUGUGGAGGUGGAAAAGGAGUGGGUCCCAUAUUCAACUGCUGCCAGCCUGUAUAUCCGGCCUACCUUAAUUGGAACCGAGCCAUCCCUUGGAGUGAAGAAGCCGACUAAAGCCCUACUGUAUGUCAUACUGAGCCCUGUAGGCCCUUACUUUGCGGGUGGAUGCUUUAGCCCAAUAUCCUUGUGGGCAGAUCCAAAAUAUGUGAGAGCCUGGAAAGGAGGAACGGGGGAUUGCAAACUGGGAGGGAAUUAUGGUUCUUCUAUUUAUGCCCAGCAAGAAGCCAUGGAGUUAGGCUGCCAGCAGGUUUUGUGGCUCUACGGAGAAGAUCACCAAAUAACUGAAGUUGGAACAAUGAAUCUAUUUCUCUACUGGAUAAAUGAAGAUGGAGAAAAUGAGCUAGCAACUCCACCUUUAGAUGGCAUCAUCCUUCCAGGAGUGACAAGACAAAGCAUUUUGGAUCUGGCACGCAACUGGGGAGAAUUUAAAGUCUCUGAGCGAUACAUCACCAUGAGUGACCUGACAGCUGCCUUGGAAGAGAACAGAGUGAAGGAAAUGUUUGGUGCUGGAACAGCUUGUAUUGUAUGUCCUGUCUCGAAAAUUUUAUAUAAGGGCAAGCAUUUGCACGUUCCAACUAUGGAGAAUGGACCUCAGAUAGCCACCCGUUUCCUGAAUAAGCUGAGUGAUAUCCAGUAUGGAAGAGAAGACAGCGAUUGGGCCAUGCUGGUGUCAUGA